Molecule: messenger RNA, 1251 nt
Organism: Lineus longissimus
Lineage: Eukaryota; Metazoa; Nemertea; Pilidiophora; Heteronemertea; Lineidae
Product: mpv17-like protein
Exons: 5
Coding region: 288-869 (193 amino acids)
Biological process (GO): cellular response to reactive oxygen species
Cellular component (GO): membrane; cytoplasm; mitochondrion
Source: RefSeq, a predicted model, not a curated record
CACCGAGGUCUGUAGUUUUUCGUCGUCUGCUGUCGAUGCGUGAAACGUGAAUAGGGGAAACAGAACGAAAAACACUGAAAUAUGGGAAACGCUGACAGAUGUUGGAAAGCUGUAAUUGUCAGCCGUGAUAAUAUUUUGAAAAAUCUAACGACUCACAUCGGUUCGUAUUGUAACAUUUGUGAAGCCUUCUGUCACUAGUCGAGGUGAUAGGGGGCCUAUACAUAGCUAGUGGCUAAACCGACUCGACUUGCCUUUCUGCGCCAUCGGUACAGACCAACACAGACAUCAUGGUCUUCUCCAAGAUGCGCCAACUCUUCCGGACCUACCCGCUCAUCAGCAACAUGGUCAUCACCACCUCCAUAUACGGAGCAGGCGAUGUUAACCAGCAGACUCUGUUGGGGACAGAGAAGUACAACUGGCCUGGCACAGGCCGGAUCAUGACCAUAGCAUUUUGCGGCUUUGGACCAUUUUAUUAUUACUGGUAUAAAUGGCUGGAUGGGUUCUUUCCAGGGAAGGCUGUUCGAACUGUACUCCCUAAGCUAUUCGUGGAUCAGUUUGGUGGCUCACCUCCUUGCCUGUUUAUGUUUUUUGUUGGUACCAGUAUACUUGAGGGUAAAGAAGACAUAUUUGCCGAAUUGAAGGAGAAGGGUUUAAAGACAUUUGGGACUGGUUGCGUAUUCUGGCCGAUUGCCCAGCUCGUCAACUUCUUCCUCAUCCCGCCAGCGUUCAGGGCUGUCUAUGUCAGUGGUGCUGCGUUCGUAUGGAGUAGUGUUGUAUGCUACAUCAAGGCUCUGCCUUCUAAGUCAGAGAAAGCAUCUGGUAGCGAGAUGGAAACCGGGCAGGAAACACAGUCGAUAAAGGAAGACUGACAUGAGAAUAAGGAACUAUUUGUAAUGGUGCUGUCUGUCUAUACGUCUUCUUAAACACGUCACGGGUACCACUUGUCCCAGAUUGGACGCCGGGAAGCAUGAUUAGGAGAAGAAGACAGGAUCGGGAGUACCUCUUCGAAGGUACCAAUGACUCGACUGCCGAACUGUCCUGGAGUGCCACUGCCUCGAUAAAUCUAUAUGUAGGCCUAGUCACUGUCGUCACAGAUUCAGAGCACGUUAAAGGUACAUCAUGUACGUUUUGAUUGUACUGAAACUAUCCUUCAUACCUGUAGUUUCCCUUCAUGUAGUUGUAUGAAGUUGAAAUAGUGAUUAUUGUUAGAAUGUUCAUAUUCUGAAUAAAUCGAAGCCUGGUGGUAAACUA